AUAAAUAAAACAUUCCGACCUAUUUGACAAAUCGUCCAAAACCUUUAGUAAAACAUUGCAUGAAUAUGAUAGAUAAAGUAAAUGGUGUGGACUCAAUCAGAAUUAGUGCAGUAACAAACAGAUUGUAGAAUGUAGCCUCAUUUCAGUCUAAUAGCAGAGAAACUUACCAAUGCUAUCUUGGUGAUGCUGAUCAUUUGCCAAGUUGUACUUGCUCUUCUUGGCUAUUUAGUGCUUAUCCAUGCAAACAUUUUUUUUCCAUUUUUCUCAAGUUCAAUCUUUCCUGGUCUGAUUUUGAUCCAUCUUAUGGAAGUUCACCAUAUUUUAUCAUUGAUCCCUUAUCAGAUAAAAAUAAUCAUUCAACAACGUUUCAUUUUACACGUUUGCCUACUGAAGAUAUAUCUGAAAAUAUCAAUGAGAAGCCUCUUGAUGAUGCCAAACCUUGGGAAGUGUCUAAAUAUAAUCUUCAGGCAGUCAAAAGUGUUCAUUCCAUAAAUAGUAAAAUCUUGUACUUUGAUCAAAGUAAAGAACAUGGUCAAUCACAAGUAAGUCACACUCCUGCUGCAUGUCGCGAACUUUUAAAUGCAAUAAUAAACAUGACACAUUUGAGUGACUCUCAACCAGCAAUAAACAAUUUGUUUCAAGAACUUCAUAAACUUAAAACAAGUUUUGGAGAAACUCUUAAAAGAGAGCAAGGUGUUAUUUUGUGUCCAGACCUAAAACCUGAAACUUGGAUUAAAUCUAAUUUACCAAGUCUUGUUAAUCUUCCCGUAAGACGCAAAAGGAAGUUGACCAAAAGAGUUGGUAUAAAACACGACAUCACUAAGGCAGCUUUAAAUAUCAAUGUGACACCAAAUGUAAAUAAUGAAUGUUGUAGUUCAGAGAUUUUUACUGAUGUUAUUGAUGAUAAUUGUGAAACAUUUACAGUUUCCAUGGAACCAAUUGAAGUGACAGGAGAAGCAUUUGAUAAUUGCCAAGAAUUCCACAAAGUCAACAUAGUUAAUGAUAAUGACAAACUUCAAAGCACUGUGCACUGCAUUCAGAAUCUUAAAUGCUCCUUGAUCCGAAAUGUUGAAAAAAAUGACAUAGUUAAAGGAGAAAUGCUAAACGAUAAUGUCAUACACUUUUGUCAACGAAUGAUGUCAAUUCAAUUUAACAUUGAUGUUGGUCUUCAAGAUCCCGUUAAAGGAAAGGUUAUGUCUUUUGAUCCUUGUCCUAGCAAACCUUUUGUACAAAUUCUUCAUGAUGGAAAUAUACAUUGGGUUUGCAUUACAACUUAUGAUUGCAAGCCUGGAGAAAUCUAUAUUUUCGACAGUCUUUUUCAUGAUUUAAUAAGUAUUGAGACUAAAAGACAAAUAUGCUCCAUCUUACACUGUUCACAAAAAAAAUUGUUAUUAAAGUUUUACCUGUACAACAGCAAACAAAUGGGGUAGAUUGUGGGCUUUAUGCUAUUGCUUGGGCACGCCAGGUACUAGAAACAAAUGGUAUUCCACCAAGUACUCAUACGUUUGAGCAAAAUGAAAUGAGGAAUCAUCUUUUAAACUGUAUACUAAAUAUCCAGUUAGAUGUUUUUCCAAAAGCAAUUACCCCAACUAUGUUUAAAAGAUGCGCAGCAAAGAGUUUUCAUAUUCCUCUACAUUGUUCCUGUCGCAUGUUUUGGACCCAAAAAGAUGAGCAUAUUUUUAAUAGACAAAUGGCACAAUGUUUUACUUGUAACAAAUGGUUUCAUCGUGAAUGCGAAAGUAUUCCACUGUGUGCAUAUAUGAGAAAGAAGAUGUUAUCUGGAACUGUCAUGACUGCCAGAUGCAAAUAACAGAAAGCUGAAGUUUUUCUGUUUCCAGUUAAGGGUUUGCAAAAAAAAAAAUUUUUCUUGUAUAGUCAGUUAUGAAUGGAUAAAAAAUUUUCAAAAAUGAAAAGACAACUAAAAUCGGUCCUUCAACCGUUACACUAAAAGUUGGGUUUU
Molecule: messenger RNA, 1960 nt
Organism: Hydra vulgaris (swiftwater hydra)
Lineage: Eukaryota; Metazoa; Cnidaria; Hydrozoa; Anthoathecata; Hydridae
Source: RefSeq, a predicted model, not a curated record